This is a messenger RNA of Ectocarpus sp. CCAP 1310/34, 3254 nucleotides long. NCBI's taxonomy places the organism in Eukaryota, Phaeophyceae, Ectocarpales, Ectocarpaceae. The record is from the annotation of a GenBank genome assembly.
AAGAGAUAGCACAACCAUAGGGCGUGAAGAGGGCUCUUAGAGAGCGACAAUGGCACGACCAUCGAAGAGUACCAACAGCGCUUUGGCGGACAAAAAAAAAAAAUCUUCUGUGGCGGAGAGUAAAGCCAGUGCCUUGGAGUACAAGAAAAGCCUCAAAAGGAAACCUGCUGGUGGGGCUGGAUCAACGUCACCACCCAGCAGCAAAAAGCCACGGACUCCGGCAACACCCGCCAAGACCAAUAAAGCGGAAGUACGGAAGUCAAGCAGGAAGAUGGCGGCGAAGUGGGCCGAAGUUAGGCAAAGCAAAAAACUUAGGCAAAGCAAAAAACGCACAUCAGGCGAGGGGACGUCUGGCGAGGAUGAGGAUGACAACGGCAGCGAUGCCAUGGAAACUUCCGACCUUGGCGACGACACGCCAAGCCCAUCAGUCCGAAAACCCCCCGCCAAACGGCCUCCCCCCUCCCGCAAUGGAGGGACUCUGAAGCCUUCGCUGCCUCCGCCCAUGUCGGAAACCAUUUCGGAAACAAAAGCACCCCCUUCGACCUCGUGGCCAGGGUCAGGAUCAGGAACGCGGCCAGCACAACCGAUGUCGAACGGUAGCCCACCGGCUCCUCCGCCAGGUACACCUACAGCUACAGCUACCAAGAGGGCGACAGGCCGUCGCCUGGAAGGAAAAACGCACACACCCAGCCGGAAAUUUAGCUUUCUCCGGCACGCUCACGGGACCGAGGGCACGCUCACGGAUUCGGCUGCCGCAGCCCCCGCCUCCAAUGGUCCAAGCCUCAACUCGGACAAUCUCGGAGGGCCGAACGCGCGUGGCCAAGCUCGGCGGGGGCCGAGUUUCUUGAACCGCGAGCGCGCUGGGUGGGAUAAAGUGGGUACGGCAGGCGCUGAGGGAAAAGCACCAGACAGGAAAGGGACACGGUCCUUAGUUGGAUUAGUUGGACCGAACGACAAGAGUAAGGUGGAUUCGGUGCCGCAGCCGGCGCCAGCGGCGGCUGCUGCUGGUGACGGUGAUGGUAAUGGUGAUGAUGCGAGACCGAGGCGGGGCAAGGGUCCAGAGUGGGCUUUCAAAUGUGCUGUGGUGAUGGUGAUGGUGCUCCUCCUCGUAUCGGGCUUGCUAGUGGCAUGGCCCCAGGUGCAGGUUGCGGCGGGCGGCGCGUGGGGGGCUUUCCGGGGGCUUACCGCCAAGACACCACCAGUAGAAAAGUGCUUCCUACAACUGGGUGAGCAAGGGGACGUCGUCUGCAAGAGCGGCACGGAGGCCACGGACUGCCCCGCCCACGCAACGUGUGGCGCCGGUCGUAUCCUCCACUGUAACCUGCCGUACACGUUGAAGAAAGACAGGGCGGCAUGCGUUCUAGUCGCCGAAGCCGAGGAAGAGGCUAAGGCUGUCGUAGAAGCACUCCGAACACUGACGGCCGAAGAGCUAUGCAAAGGGAAGGGUCUGAUCAUGCCUAGGGCGUCUUCUCGCGGGAGCUUCAUCACGCUAACGGAUGCGGCCACCGCACAGAACAGGGGGCCGCUUUCUCUGUUGGCCGGAAUGCCGCCGGGCAACGUAGUCGGCCUGAUCGAACUAGAGGGAGAGCCUGCGCAAGUAUUUGGGGGAGGGCAGGAUGGCGCCGAGGACUGUGCGGGCAGCGGCAUGGAGAGGGUCGCUCGUCUGUCGGAAAGCGCGCACGACGCCGUGAUGGACACCCUGGGUUGGCGAUGCAAAGCGCGUCUUGCUGCUGGAAGCUGGUUUAUGACGUACUGGCAGUAUUGUCUGGCGAUGUACUGUUUGGUAGUGGGGGCAGUGUGCCUGGACCUGCGGAGGCGCAACAGCUACUACAGGCACGUACAGGUGUGCACCAUUCGCGACGUGUGCUACCAGACUCUGCUGGACAACGCGAGCAAGGAUUCUUCCGCCAUGCAGGUGUCGCACAUCCAAUCCUCCGUGACCGAUUGGACAAGGCAAAGGGUAGCGAAAAACCGGGCCACCAUUCAUCGGCACAUCGCCGACCUCUGGCCUUUGGUGGAGAGGGAAGUGGAGCACGACGAGAGGAUCAGGAGGUGUUACAAGAGCCUUGCAGGGAAGCGCAACGUGGCGUGUUGGAAGUGGGUGGGUCCGACGGGCACCAGCUUUGAGACUAUCGGGGCCUUGAACCCAGGACGUGCCCCUCGCCUGUUGUUUCUUCGGUGCCAAGAGCGAGAAAGGCCGAUGCCAUGAUGCCAACUUGGGUUGAUACAAGCUUUGCCAAACUUGGGCCUCUCUCUGUUGGCGUUGUAGCGACAGAGGUGAGGCCAACUACAGUCUGUUUCAGGUCACCGUCGCAUGACCCAUUUCAGUAGUGCAUACGAGUAGUAUUUAAAGAUGCCAGUGCUAAAACAAGGUAGAUGUUGACGUCCAUGCGGAGGUCUGAGACAAGCAAUACAUUGGUUUGAUCCAUGUGGCGGUCGUAGCCGUUAUGUUCUUUCUUCUAUUUUACAUCGGAUCAAAAGGUAGGAGUCUAGAUACGUAUGGGGAUCGGAGCCGUGUGUUCAUAUUUGAAACUUGAAAAACAAAGUGCGGUGGGGGUUACCAUUUGUGUCGAUAAACAGCCGGGUCGGCUAGGCUUUAACAGGAGGUAUUGGGCGCGGUUCUUGUAAAGUCAAAGAAUAGGGUUGCAAUGCGAUAAUGUACAUCGAGGGUCAUGUGGCUCGCACUCUUGGAUUAAAGGAAGCGAGACCGAGCGAGAGCCCUGUUGAAUUGCCGAGGAACUGGUGCUGCGGCAAAGGGCUUCCCAGCCAACCCACUAUUUGUUUUUUGCGAAGUUAUGCUACCUUGGGUGCUGCAACUGUGGCACAUCCGCGGGCCUGGGUUAUUUAGGUUUUAUUGGUGACCACUUUUGUACCCAUUCCUGCUGUGGGUGGGGGGUUUGCAUGAUUUCAUCACCGAUUUCCGAAUUGCAUACAACAGGAACCAACCCAACAUGCAGGAAUAGCCUAGAGCAGCUGGUUCCGCGUUGCAAGUAUUGUAGCACGUGUUGAGGUACGCACGGCACCAGUUGCGGGACUGGAUAUAUUCGAUGGCAUGGUUGCCGGUUGGGUGCACAAGGCUCGCUGACAUUUUCAGUGCUACGCAUACUACAGGAGGGGGGGGCAUCAUUGGAUCAUGCCGGGGAAAUGGUGCUGCCAUGGACAGCUUGAUGUAUUCCGGAAAGUGAGAUCGUUUUGGUGAUUGGAUUGGGAUCAUGUCCAUGGGUCUUAACUUCACCGAUCAAAGGAAUCACAUU